Pogona vitticeps (central bearded dragon) is the source of this 573-nucleotide messenger RNA. RefSeq names its product ribosomal protein L32 (gene RPL32). The record is from RefSeq and is a predicted model, not a curated record. Gene Ontology annotation, cellular component: ribosome; cytosolic large ribosomal subunit. Gene Ontology annotation, molecular function: structural constituent of ribosome. Lineage: Eukaryota; Metazoa; Chordata; Lepidosauria; Squamata; Agamidae. Gene Ontology annotation, biological process: translation.
CUGACCUACCAGGACCUGUCUCCGCCUUCCCAUCAAGCCUUGCGGCUUCCGCUUUCCCUCUUUCUUUCGGCGCUCGGGGCCUGCUGGGGCUGCUGUUCUUCUCCUGCCGACACCAUGCCUGCCCUAAGACCUCUUAUCAAGGCUAAAAUUGUCAAGAAGAGGACCAAGAAGUUCAUCCGUCAUCAGUCUGAUCGCUAUGUUAAAAUCAAGCGUAACUGGCGCAAGCCAAGAGGUAUCGACAACAGAGUUCGCAGAAGGUUCAAGGGUCAAAUCUUGAUGCCCAACAUUGGGUAUGGUAGUAACAAGAAGACAAAGCAUAUGUUGCCUUCAGGAUUCAGGAAGUUUCUGGUGCAUAAUGUCAAGGAGCUUGAGGUGCUUAUGAUGAGCAACAAGUCCUUUUGUGCAGAGAUUGCACAUAAUGUUUCAUCCAAGAAUCGAAAGGUAAUUGUGGAGAGAGCAGCCCAGCUUGCAAUCAAAGUCACCAAUCCAAAUGCCAGAUUGCGCAGUGAGGAAAAUGAAUAAAUUGUUGUUCUUGUACAACUGUAUUUAAUAAAGCUCCAAAGUGUUGGAAAA